This is a messenger RNA of Cololabis saira (Pacific saury), 4227 nucleotides long. It is a transcript of the gene gtf2ird1, whose product is annotated as GTF2I repeat domain containing 1. The transcript is spliced from 27 exons. Gene Ontology annotation, cellular component: nucleus. The record is from RefSeq and is a predicted model, not a curated record. NCBI's taxonomy places the organism in Eukaryota, Metazoa, Chordata, Actinopteri, Beloniformes, Belonidae. Gene Ontology annotation, molecular function: DNA-binding transcription factor activity. Bases 366 to 3377 code for a protein of 1003 amino acids.
UCCGGUCCGGUCCCCGGUCCGCUAAUCCCGUGUGUAAAGCUCAGCCAAUGAGCUUGGGUGUUGGUUCGGGCCGGGAUUAGCGGGGCGAGUGUCUCUCCCUGUUACUGGAUUACAGAACAAAGAGACGGGACCAGGACCCGCCGCUCCGCUCGGUGCGGGAGGACAAACUAAACACCAAUAAACCCCGAAAACACGCUCAACCGCGGCUCGGCCACGGAGCCGGGAUGAUCCGGAUUACGGCUCGGUUCUAGCGACGUGCGGAGAGACGUAGUGGACCGGAACCGCGGGCCCUGUGAUGGAUUAAACCCGGGAAUAUUCCGGGAUUGACGGCAGAGACGAGGCUAUUUAAUCGCUAAUUCGGAGGCAUGGCUCAGAUGAGGAAGCUGGCAUGUGAUGGCAUCAGGACAAACUCCCGCGGCGAGCCACAGGUCCCACUGGUAUCGGCGAGGCAGGAGAUCCUCACCAGCCUCGUGUCAGCCCUGGACUCAGUGUGCAUGGCGAUGUCUAAACUCAACGCAGAAGUGGCCUGUGUCACCGUGCACGAGGACAGCGUGAUUGCUGUUGGAACAGAAAAGGGCAGAGUGUUCCUCAACUCCAGGAGGGAAAUCCAAACAGACUUCUACAAGUUUUGCCGGGUGCCGUGUGUGCAGAAUCUGAGCGCAGCUAAUGUCCAUACCAAAGACCAGGAGGGUGACCUCAGCAAGAGUAAGGACGGAGAGCACGGGAAACACCGAGCUCCAUCAGAUGCUCAGUCCAACAUCUUUGUUCUGAGGAAGAUGGUGGAGGAAGUCUUCACUGUUCUUUACAGUGAGGCUCUGGGGAAGAGCAGCCUGGUCUCCAUGCCUUAUGAGUGGAUCCAGAAGGACCCUGGCUGCGUUGUGGCCCACGGCUUGCCUGAAGGAGUCACCCUGAAGAAACCGUCAGAGUACGACAGCAAGACUCUGAUGAAGAUUCUGGAGCAGAGCCACCGUAUCCACUUCACAGUAAAAAGACAACCAGAAGACUUGUCUCGAGAAGCCAAGUCCAGCACUGAUGUCAAUCACAACUCUUGCACCGCCGCCAUGACGCCGAGCAGCCAUCCUCCAGGCAAGACAUCUGCCCAGGCGGUCACGUCAUCGAAUCACGCCAACUCCAGCAGCUCUGCUCUGUCGAACUUCCUGUACGGCAUGCCCAUGUCCUCCAAACCUCAUCCAGAUGGCAAGCAGGAUUUCAAACCAAUAUCCCUCCUCAACCUGGGCAAAGACAGGCUGGCCAACUGGGCCGCGGGAGCGGACAAGGUCUCUUCUCUGAAGGACGGCAACAUCGAUGAGCCCACGAGACUACCUGGCGAGCAGGGUCAGAGCCCUCCUGGGAUCCACAUUUCCAAGAGGCUGCUGUUUUCCAUCGUACACGAAAAAUCAGAAAAAUGGGACUCCUUUAUUCGGGAAACGGAGGACAUCAACACUUUAAGAGAAUGUGUUCAGAUCUUGUUCAACAGCAGAUACGCUGAGGCGCUGGGUUUAGAUCACAUGGUGCCUGUCCCGUACCGCAAAAUCGCCUGUGACCCCGGAGCCGUGGAGAUCAUCGGCAUCCCUGACCAGAUCCCCUUCAAAAGGCCGUGCACGUACGGAGUCCCCAAGCUCAAACGCAUCCUCGACGAGCGCCAUGGAAUCCGAUUCAUCGUCAAACGAAUGUUUGAUGAAAGGAUUUUCACUGCUGCUGGCAAGAUUGCGAGGGAGGAGGGGAAGCACGACCAGGGCGCCCCUGAAGACGGCUUCUCUGACAGUCUGAGCAUCCUGCCCACCGAGCUGGUCAGCAACCCUCACAGCAGCAGAUCAACAAGUGCUUGUGUGAGCCCCCUGGCUGACUGUGAAGCAGGUCCUUCAGGAGACUGCAUUCCUCUGAGAAGGAUCAAAACAGAACCUCCGGACGGGGAAAUCAUUCAAGUUACCGUGCCUGAUGCUGGUAUGAGCGGGGAGGAGCCCAGUGAGCCUGCGGCCGAACCUGUGGCAGCGGCGCCGUGUCCAGCCACAUCCUCGCCCUCCGCCCCCUCAGCCCCCCCUGCUCCCUCAGCUCCGUCAGCACCCCAUCACCCGAAGGAGAGCCCCUCAGCUGAAGCCUCGUCACCCACGGUGACCUCUCAGAGCAUCAGGAGACCGUCUGAAGCUGGGAGUCUGUUGGAGGACAUUGGUGAAAUGAUUCUUCAGCUUCGGAGACAAGUGGAGAGCCUCUUCAGCAUUAAAUAUGCCGAAGCUCUGGGCCUUCCUGAACCAGCCAAGGUGCCGUACUCCAAGUUCCAGAUGUACCCAGAAGAUCUGUUCGUGACCGGGCUGCCGGAGGGAAUCUCCCUCCGGAGACCCAACUGUUUCGGAGCAGCCAAACUACGCAAGAUCUUGUCCUCCGGCAGCCAGAUCCAGUUUGUUAUCAAAAGGCCUGAACUUUUAACUGAGCCACUAAAACAAGAGAUGCCUUCCAUCCCCGUCUCUGAUACAGAUGUGGACGUCAAGGCUGCAACACCGGUGACAGAAGACGCCGCGGCCGUGUCCAAGAGACCCGGGUUCUCGGAUUGCAUGGAGUCCAAACUGUCCAGGAUCGACCUGGCCAACACGCUGCGAGAGCAGGUCCAGGACCUGUUCAACAGGAAGUACGGCGAGGCCUUGGGCAUCAAGUACCCCGUCCAAGUGCCUUACAAGAGGAUCAAGAACAACCCGGACUCGGUCAUCAUCGAGGGCCUUCCCCCCGGCAUCCCCUUCAGGAAACCCUGCACCUUCGGUUCCCAGAACCUGGAGCGGAUCCUGGCGGUCGCCGAUAAGAUCAACUUCACCAUCACCAGACCAUUUCAAGGACUUAUUCCAAAACCAGCACCUCGUCGAGUCACUUUACUGAAGAAGGCCUACGCCUCCAUAAGCGAUGAUGACGACAUCAACCGCAUGGGAGAGAAGGUCGUCCUGCGAGAGCAAGUCAAGGAGCUGUUCAACAAGAAAUACGGUGAAGCUCUGGGCCUGGACCGCUCCGUCAUGGUCCCGUACAAGCUGAUCCGCGGGAGUCCAGAGUCCGUAGAAGUCGGCGGUCUUCCAGACGACGUCCACUUCCGAAACCCAAACACCUACGACAUCGUGUGCCUGGAGAAAAUCCUUCAAGCUGCAGAUAAAAUAACGUUCAACGUCAAGAGUCCGCUACAACCUUUUGCAGAAAUCUGCAGCCAAGCGUCAAACACAGCAGGAACAGAAGCCUCAACGAACCGACGAAAACGCAAGCGAGUCCAGGAGAGCAGCCGGGUACCUGCUUCCUCGGAGCUGGGGAUUUCCACCAAUCAGAUCCCAGUCAUGCAGUGGCCCAUGUACAUGGUGGACUACAGCGGCGUCAACGUGCAGGUUCCUGGGAAGGUCAAUUACUGAGGGACGAAGCCGCGCUGCUGCAAAGGAACAACCACCAGGGGGCCGUCAGUACUGGCGCCCCCCCCCCCCUCGACAGACAGCAACACUUUCCCGAGCGCUGAGACUUUAGAGAGCCGCAAUCGCCUCCGGCCGAGAAGCAGGUCCCGGCUGCCGAGGAGCAGAAUGUAUGUGGAUCAAGAUGCUGCAGGGCCAACGCUGGGCUCGUCUCCUGCCUCCCAGAGUGCAGCGGGACGCCCGCCGGGUUUUGUUCCGGUUGUUUCUGGAGCUGGUCGCGACCUCGCCGGAGUUGUUUAGUUCUGCAUUUCUAACGUGUCCAUCCACUGAGUCAUGUUUUUAGAUUCAGCAUUUGGCUGCAAUGUAUAACUGACAAAUGUCUUUGAUAAUGAUCUGGUUCCAUAUUAUUCAGAUAUUUGUACUUUUUAUUUAUUAUAUUUAUUGAAAUAUAACAUUAUGUGCAGGGAUGUAAAAUAUAUUAUUCUGUUAUACAGCUCUUUGAGGAACUAUCACCACACUAACGGACGCUACGAGCCAGCGAGUCGGCUGCUGACGUCACAUUUAACAGCAGCUUUGACGCUCUGAACGAGGUUUUUUUGUUGUUGACUCUGCGUUCGGGGGGAGAUCUCCGCUGAGCUGUCAGCAGGAGCUACAUGCAGUAAAAACCUGUCUGUUUUAUGUUAACGCCGCAUUAACGUGUAAAUACCACGUCAUUUUAAGUCAGCCUGAAUGUAUCAUGUAAAGAAAAGAAUGGUAUGUUAUUCCACGAUGACGUCUCUGGACUAACGAUAUUUAAUAUGCUGUACCUUAAUGCCAAUUAGGCCUUUAAAAUAAAAUGUGUUGCCUUGCACUUUGA